Bombus impatiens (common eastern bumble bee) is the source of this 723-nucleotide messenger RNA. RefSeq lists its product as uncharacterized. The coding region runs from base 157 to 444 and encodes 95 amino acids. The transcript has 2 exons. Lineage: Eukaryota; Metazoa; Arthropoda; Insecta; Hymenoptera; Apidae. The record is from RefSeq and is a predicted model, not a curated record.
GAUACGCGUGUCCUCGUACAUUGAUCAAUCGGUGAGUGACGCGCAUAGGACAAUCCGCUCGUCAGGUAUAUAAAGGUAUCCACCAAAAAGCAAGAGCAUCAUUCACUCCCAGUUCAACACACGAGCUGAUCCAAAGAUCUACCAAACCUAUCAACAAUGAAGUGCUUCGUUGCUAUCGUUCUCUUGGCUCUGUUCGCUGUAGCCUUCGCUGCAGAGAAACCAGCAGAACCUGAAAAGAUUGAACAGCUGUCAAACGCAGAAGCUGCGGAGGCACCAAGAGACAAGAGAGGCCUAUUGCUGAGCUACACUGCACCAGUUGCACCAGUUGCACCAGUUGCAUACACUUCUUAUGCUGCAGCACCAAUUACCUACAGUGCUAGUUACAGCUUGCCCUAUGCCUACCGCUCGUACCCUUACUACUACAACUCUUACUAUCUGGGUUAAAUCACAUGUCUUAAAGCUAGCACCAUGGGAUGUUCGUAAUUAAGACUAAGGAAACGAUAAUGGCAAUUGCAAGGAUUUUUAACUGAAUCGUUUACGCUACAUUAGUUUAAGUAAGCCCAGAAUAAAAGCUAAACAAAAUUUGUUCCGAUGUUAACAUUCAGUGCGCUCACUACUAUUUUUGGAUGUAAUUUUCAAUGUACACGUGUUUCGGCAAACUCAUGUUAAAUGCGAUACUUUGUUGUAUGUUACAAUGUUAAAUACAGAAUACAAUUCAAUUUA